UGAGAGCCUGAGACCUAUGUCACAUUAGGCAGCACACUUUUUCACAUUCAGAUUGAGAUUCAUCCACAACGAAAAUGGCGGAAGAGGUGCUGCAAUUCAAUGUGGCGUCAAUGGUGGAAGAUGUGCUCCAGCAGCACGGCAAGAGACUCGCCAACACCGAUAAUUUCGCCUCUAGAAGCGCUGAAGAAGCUUCAUUGAGAAGAUACGAGGCGGCGGAAUGGGUGAGGAAGAUGGUAGGGGUAGUUUUGGGAAAAGAUUUGCCUGCUGAGCCCUCUGAAGGGGACUUUAGAAUUGGAUUGAGAAGUGGCAUUAUUCUUUGCACUCUUCUUAACAAGAUCCAGCCUGCUUCUGUCCCAAAAGUAGUUGAAGCACCUGUUGAUACUGUCAUAAUUCCUGAUGGUUCUUCCCUCACCGCAUUCCAAUACUUCGAGAAUGUGAGGAACUUCCUCGCUGCCAUACAGGAUAUGGGGAUUCCCACUUUCGAAGUCUCUGAUUUGGAACAUGGAGGGGACUCAUCCCGGAUUGUGAACUGCAUCGUCGCCCUCAAGUCAUACCACGAGUGGAAGCAGGCCGGUGCCAAUGGUAUCUGGAAGUUCAGUGGAAACCCGAUGCCUUGCCUCACUGACGACGUUUCAUCUGCCGAUCUUAGUGAAAUGGGCACGUCUUCUUCAUUUCAAAGGCUCGUGCGCGAGCUUCUUGCUGAUAAGAGUGCAGAAGAAAUCCCUAUUUUUGUGGAGAAUAUAAUAUGUGAAGUUAAGGACGAGUUCGAGCGCAGGCUGGAAAAGCAAACUAAACUAGAACUUAGGAAGAUCCUCUACUCGACAAAAGAAGGCAUGCACGUGCUCCAGCUCAAGUAUCAAGAAGAUGUUGAUAGUCUAGGUAAACAAGUCGUUCGCCUAGCUAGCCAAGCUUCUGGAUACCAAAAGGUUCUUGAAGAGAACCGGAAGCUGUACAAUCAAGUGCAAGACCUGAAAGGAAACAUCAGAGUGUACUGCCGUGUGCGCCCUUUCCUUCCCGGGCAGGCCAAUGGGUUGAACAUAUUAGACGAGAUAGUUGACAACACGCUCACUAUCCAAACAAGUUCGAAGCAUGGAAAUGGGAAGAAAACAUUCACUUUCAACAAGGCCUUUGGUACAAACUCAACUCAAGAGGAAGUAUUUGCAGAUACUCAGCCACUGAUCCGGUCAGUUCUUGACGGAUACAACGUCUGCAUAUUUGCUUACGGCCAAACUGGAUCAGGAAAGACCUACACAAUGACGGGGCCGAAGGAGCUGACAAAGGAAAGCUUGGGUGUAAACUACAGAGCCUUGAGUGAUUUAUUCGAAAUCUCAGAAGAGAGGAAAGACACGAUUGUUUACAACAUCUCAGUUCAAAUGAUGGAAAUCUACAAUGAGCAGGUUCGAGAUCUCCUUGUGACAGAUGGUGGCAACAAGAGAUUGGAGAUCCGCAAUAACUCCACCAAUGGCAUCAAUGUCCCGAAUGCGAAUCUGUUGAAUGUGACCUCCACGUCGGAUGUCAUCGACCUCAUGAACCUCGGCCACAAGAACCGUGCAGUGGGCUCCACCUCCAUGAACGACCGGUCCAGUCGGUCCCACAGUUGCCUGAUGGUUCACGUUGAAGGCACGGACUUGACAUCAGGCACGACUCUGCGGGGGUGCAUGCAUCUGGUGGACCUGGCCGGGAGUGAGAGAUGCGACAAAACAGACGCAGUUGGGGAGAGGUUGAAGGAGGCUCAGCACAUCAACCGAUCUCUAUCUGCGCUAGGAGAUGUGAUCGCUGCUCUAGCUCAGAAGAACGCUCAUGUUCCCUACCGCGACAGCAAGCUGACACAGCUGCUUCAGGACUCACUCGGAGGGCAGGCCAAGACUCUCAUGUUCGUCCACAUCAGCCCGGAGCCAGAUGCUCUAGGAGAGACGCUCAGCACUCUCAAAUUCGCGGAGCGUGUCUCCACUGUGGAGCUCGGUGCGGCUAAGUCCAACAAGGACACCUCCGCCCCUGAGGUCAAGGAGCUCAAGGAACAGAUUGCAAUGCUGAAAGCGGAAUUGGCACGAAAGGAGGAAGCUUCCAACAACCCGGGCAGUCCUAAAUCAGCAUCGGUAUUGGCACGAAAGGAGGAAGCUGCCAACAACCCGGGCAGUCCUAAAUCAGCGUCGGUAUUGGCACGAAAGGAAGAAGCUGCCAACAACCCGAGCAGCCCUAAAUCAGCAUUGGUAUUGGCACGAAAGGAAGAAACUGCCAACAACCCGGGCAGUCCUAAAUCAGCAUCGGUAUUGGCACGAAAGGAAGAAGCUGCCAACAACCCGGGGAGCCCUAAAUCAGCAUCGGUACUGGCACGAAAGGAAGAAGCUGCCAACAACCCGGGCAGCCCUAAAUCAGCAUCGGUACUGGCACGAAAGGAAGAAGCUGCCAACAACCCGGGGAGCCCUAAAUCAGCAUCGGUACUGGCACGAAAGGAAGAAGCUGCCAACAACCCGGGCAGCCCUAAAUCAGCAUCGGUACUGGCACGAAAGGAAGAAGCUGCCAACAACCCGGGCAGCCCUAAAUCAGCAUCGGUACUGGCACGAAAGGAAGAAGCUGCCAACAACCCGGGCAGCCCUAAAUCAGCAUCGGUACUGGCACGAAAGGAAGAAGCUGCCAACAACCCGGGCACCCCUACAUCAGCAUCGGUAUUGGCACGAAAGAAAGAAGCUUCCAACAUCCCGGGCAGCCCUACUGCAUCCAGUUUAUGUUGCAAGACAGAGGAUCAGAGCGACUUCUGUUCAAGAAGGUUCAGUUUGGACAGCCAAGACGCAUGGCCAACGAUCCAGGAAGCGGUGUCGAGUCCUUGUAGUAGAAGGCAGUCUCUGGCCUCACCAGUAAACACAAGGCACAGCUUAGACCGUUCACAAACCCAAGAUUACAUUCAGAAAUCCACCAUGGGCGCAUCGAGGCUCAAACAUCCCGUCGCCAAGCCGGUCAAGCCCCAAGAGACCAGGAGUCAGAAUCCUCAGCCAAGUGGGAGGGUCCGAGGCCAUUCUCCGCUGAACAAAGCUGCACGACCAACGUCAACACUUGUGAGGCGAAAGACGGCCGGUGGGAAAUGAGGGGAGCUAUAGCUAUUCACUGCAAUGAAGCUAACUUUAUUCUUGCUGCCUGUUUUUUGGAGCUUCUCGUUUUCACUACACAUGAAUUUAGUAUUGUUUAGAUGGAGUGAAGAAGAUGAAGUUUUCUAUUCCUUUUUACAUCAACAAUUUAUACUGACCAUUUUCAUCUUGUAAAACUUGCUUAGGAGAUUUUCUUAGUGAGACAUACUACAUAGCUGCGCUACUGUUGUUGCACAUAAUUAAUCUUUUUUUGUAU
Messenger RNA from Salvia hispanica, 3339 nucleotides. The record is from RefSeq and is a predicted model, not a curated record. NCBI's taxonomy places the organism in Eukaryota, Viridiplantae, Streptophyta, Magnoliopsida, Lamiales, Lamiaceae.